UGAUUCUAGGAUUCAGAACGUUGUUCAAUCCAUACUGUAGAUCUGCUUCGAGUCUCCAUCAUUUGACUGAUGAUUUUCCUAUGAUGACUCGCGCUCACUCCCUGUCGGUCAGAGCGCUGAUAAUCGCCACUACUACUACUAGUAUACGCGUGGCCUCCUGCGUGUCUAUCCAUGUACCGAAUAUUGUGGUGACUUGCUUUUCAUCUUUAAGCAUUUGGUGGCUCCGAGACGUAACUUUGCUGCCGAACUUCUCCAUGAGCCUUUUACUCAGUCGAGCAAACGCGCGCGCGCUAUCUCGAAUUCCUCGCGUGCCAAACUCUCCGAGACAGACCAGACUGAAUUGCAGUUGUCCUGUUGUCUCGUCCCUAUUCCAACCCGACAGUUUUGGUUAGUCCGUCGAGAAUCUAGGUUGGCACGUACACAUCUCAGGAGUAUACCUUAUGUUUCUGAGACGAUCCGCACGAGGCGUGAAGGUGAAUUCUAUUUCAUGGACUGACUAUCACAUAAAAAGGAGGUUUCGGCGCAAUGACUGGG
Messenger RNA from Suillus subalutaceus, 534 nucleotides. RefSeq lists its product as uncharacterized. NCBI's taxonomy places the organism in Eukaryota, Fungi, Basidiomycota, Agaricomycetes, Boletales, Suillaceae. The transcript has a single exon. The record is from RefSeq and is a predicted model, not a curated record. The coding region runs from base 81 to 392 and encodes 103 amino acids.